Messenger RNA from Pogoniulus pusillus (Red-fronted tinkerbird), 3345 nucleotides. RefSeq names its product pseudouridine synthase 1 (gene PUS1). Gene Ontology annotation, biological process: tRNA pseudouridine synthesis; mRNA pseudouridine synthesis. The transcript is spliced from 6 exons. The coding region runs from base 74 to 1384 and encodes 436 amino acids. Lineage: Eukaryota; Metazoa; Chordata; Aves; Piciformes; Lybiidae. Gene Ontology annotation, cellular component: nucleus. Gene Ontology annotation, molecular function: RNA binding; pseudouridine synthase activity. The record is from RefSeq and is a predicted model, not a curated record.
GGCGGCGGAGGCCGGGGCCGGGGCUGAGGCGGCCGCGGUCUGUCCCGCUCCGCUCGGAGGACCCUCGGGGACGAUGCUGCGGCUGCGGUGGGGACUGAGGGUUCUAAGCUGCGGCCUCUCCGCCCAGGGGAGCGCGGCAUGCGGCGGGCCCCGGAGCCGGCUGCGCAGAGUUUUCACAAUGGCUGAGGAUCUGAGGGCAGCAGUUGCCAGCCAGACAAAGAGAGCGAACAGCAGCAGUGCGGUGGUUGAAAGGCUGGAAGAAAACGGGCAUCAAAACAAAAGGUUGAAGACAGGUGCAGAUGAGGAAGAUUCAGAGGAUCAGAAUAAAAAGUCACCCAAAAGGAAGAUCGUGUUGUUGAUGGCAUACUCAGGGAAAGGCUACCAUGGGAUGCAAAGAAACGUGGGAGCAUCACAGUUCAAGACAAUUGAAGAUGACUUAGUGUCAGCCCUUGUUCAGUCAGGCUGCAUUCCAGAAAACCAUGGGGAAGAUAUGAAGAAAAUGUCUUUUCAGCGCUGUGCUCGAACAGAUAAGGGUGUGUCUGCAGCUGGACAGAUUGUGUCGCUAAAGGUCAGGCUAAUAGAUGACAUCUUAGAAAAGAUCAAUAACCAUCUUCCUUCUCACAUCAGAAUUCUGGGUCUGAAGAGAGUCACUGGGGGAUUCAAUUCCAAGAACAAAUGCGAUGCCAGAACCUACUCUUACAUGCUGCCAACAUUUGCCUUUGCCCAUAAAGACCACAAUGUGCAAGAAGAGCUUUAUCGACUGGACAGAGAGACCCUUGAAAGAGUCAAUAAACUGCUUGCAUGCUAUAAAGGAACACACAACUUCCACAACUUCACAUCCCAGAAGGGACCCAGGGACCCCAGCGCCAAGCGGUACAUCAUGGAGAUGUACUGCGGAGAGCCCUUUGUGAGGGAAAACAUGGAAUUUGCUGUGAUCAAAGUGAAAGGUCAGAGUUUCAUGAUGCACCAGAUAAGGAAGAUGAUUGGGCUGGUGAUAGCUAUUGUGAAGGGCUAUGCUGCUGAGUCCAUCAUAGAGCGCAGCUGGGGAGAGGAGAAAGUAGAUGUCCCCAAGGCCCCUGGCCUCGGGCUGGUGCUGGAAAGAGUCCACUUUGAAAAGUACAACCGGCGUUUUGGGAACGAUGGGCUGCACGAGCCGCUGGAGUGGGCACAGGAGGAGGAGAAGAUUGCUGUUUUCAAAGAGCAGUAUAUUUACCCUACCAUUAUCAACACAGAAAAGGAGGAGAAAUCCAUGGCAAACUGGCUAAACACCCUCUCCAUCCACGACUUCAACUCGUCUGCUGGUGAAAUGCAGGUUAACAACAAAAAUGCCAAGAACAGCAGCGAUCUCGAAGGCAGCGAUGGUUGUGGUGACGAUUCCGACUAAGCCAGUAAACAGCUGGACAUGGAACCUUUACAGCCUGUAGUUCCCUUUGUCUACAUAAAAAAGUGGCCUUUCUAAAUCCAGAUAUCCAGAAAAGCAAGAGUUUGUGUGCUUGCAGAACAAGAACCGGAUGGAUGCCCAGCAGAAACUGGGUGGGAAAGAGAGUGCAGUAAAAAAAAGCGCAAGAAGCUUUUUGCACCACUGACUGAUUCACCUGACUGGUAUACUUGAAAAUAGGGUAACAAGAAAGAAGCCUUGUAAAAGAACCUUGUAAUGCAGGAUAUCUCAAUUGCUUUUUGAAUUAUGUUUUAAUGAUGUGUUUACCUGGAAAAUAGUAUUUUAACUAUGUACAAUCUCUGCAUAAAGAUGGGGCAAAACAUUUUAAUACACCUUUUUUUUUUCAGUUGUUAUUACUAUUAUGAAGUUGUGACUUCAUGAACUUUUGGUACUUUGCUAUUUUCUUCACCUGAACCUGACCUCUAAACACCAUUAGGCUUUUAUUUUCCAUUUCAUCUGUGACUGUCCUGUGGAAUAACACUCAUGAGUUAGCAACUCAUUACCAUGCUGACUGCUGUGAAUUCUUUUGGUGUUGAAACAAAGCUGUGUUUUUCAAAAGCUCUGCAAGUCUAAAAGAAAUGAUUCCUUCCUCGCUGAGAAGUCUUAAUUUUGGAAUGUGGACUGACCCAUCUAUUUCAAGAUGAGACCUUCUUCAUCCUCACAGUAUUGCCCACAUGCUUGGGCAGACUUUGGAACGUCAACCUGCAGCUUUGUGUGUAAUUGAGUCACAGUAUCACCAAGGUUGGAAGAGACCUCAUAGAUCAUCAAGUCCAACCCUUUACCACAGAGCUCAAGGCUAGACCAUGGCACCAAGUGCCACGUCCAAUCCUGCCUUGAACAGCUCCAGGGACGGCGACUCCUGAGGUGUCUUUUCAUGCUCCUGCAGCUGAGACACAAGGAGAUGAUGUAAGUUAACUGUUAGGACUGCAGAUCGAAGUGUGCAGCCACGAGUUUAGCAUUGGCUGUGGUGGAUCACUAAAUGUGUUGCUGCUAGUUUAGCAUAUCAGGGUUUGGUGGAAAUUAUCUAGCCAUCUGCUCACUUCAAGGUUGAAAGAAAUGGUGCUGAUUUCUGGCCCUUAAUCAUGUCUGCAUUCACUUUGUGCGUGAACUCUUCAAUUCCCACCAAGCUGCUCAGGACAGAGGGAUAUGUGCACUGGGAAGCACAUGUUUGGGGACUGUCUUCCUUUGUGAAUUGAUUUUGAUUCUUCUGUGUUUUGAGGAUCUGCAUACUCUGGAGUUCCUACUCUUCUUUUCCCUGACUGUGGUUUGACUUCUGGUUCUUGUUUGCAGCUGUCCUUGGAGGUAGUGGAAUUAAAAACAAAAAUAGCAGUCCUUCUGUCUUCCCUGCCUGUAGAACACUCUUGGAAGGGCUGGAACGAGAUCUCCAAACAUUUGAGUACUAGUACAAGUGCUUGAUACACUUCCCUAGCUGGGUCUGCGUGGAGCCUUGCUUUGUAAUAUGGUAGUUACUAGGAACGAGGAGCCAGCUCUUUGCACCUUUGUUCAACGGUUUCUGGCCAAAGCCUCUGAUUUUAUAGUUCCUUCUGGAAUUAAUUUAAUUUAUUUGCUGGAGAAAUUAAUUUAGAAAGGAAUUUUCUUCUUUAUCCAGAUUUUAAUUAAAACCUUUUAUUUAAUUGUGAAGACUUUGCUCUAUUUCAUGGGAGCAAGCGUGGCAAGUAUUCUGGAGAGAGACUUAAUCUAGAUUUGCGUUUGUCUCCCUUGCUGGUUCAUACUGUGAUGCAGAUAAGGUUAUUUUUCUGUCUCUUUCAAUCUAAAAAGAAACCCCAACCCUUAAUUUGCUGACAGUAAAGGCCCCGGAAUUGACAUGUGUGUGGGUAGAAAUCAACAAGAAGUAGUCACAGCCCUUGGCAACAGCAAAGUAAUAAUUAAACCCCUGGUCUUUCUUA